UAACAUCGAUGAAUGGAUGCGUGUUCCACCGUUCAGAAUUCCUCGCUAAAAGCAAGAGUGUGUCGCAUUCGCCUAUUCCGGAUGAACGUGGGUCUCUGUGAGCUAUGAGAAAGUGAGAAGAUCCUCGGCCAAGGUGAUUUCCUAUCAAUCUGUGUCGCGGCGCAAUUGUUUCGUGCGGGCCAAUGACAUAACCGUGGCACAAUAUCGCAUGGGCUGGGGCGCGAAACAAUUUAAAACCCCGCGCGCGUCGUUCAACGAGCACCGAGGUACUACCGAAAUAAAAUCGCCUCGGUACUUUCAUUACCAAAAGUCUGCAGUCAGCGGUGGUACCUAUCGGUAACGCGAAGUUAUGUCUUUAACGAGGUUUUCACGCAUCGCCAUGGUACCAGUAGUCGCGGUAGUACUUCUGCUCGGUGGUACUUUCGGUAGCACCGUGAAAUCUUCGCGGAGCGGUGGAUAUCCCAAGUUUCCGACGGCUACCUGUGGCGCCAGGGCGGUUUCCUGGAUGCCCGAGAGGGAGCCGAGGGUGGUCGGGGGUGAGGUACCACCCUACGGUGCGGUACCGUGGCAGGUCGAACUUAGAAGAGGUGAUCAGCAUCAGUGCGGGGGCGCGCUUAUAUCUAAUCGUUUGGUUCUGACAGCCGCUCAUUGUUACGAGGAUGGUUUGACUGCUGUUGGUGGUGCCCAUGGUCCUGCUGGUACUUCGCCGUUCGAACAGUUAGUGCCGGUUGAGAGGGGGAUUUUGCACCCCAAUUUCAGGCAGUUAGGUCCUUACAGUCACGACAUAGCGGUUUUACUAUUGUCUAAACCAGGGAUGAACAUCAACCUAGCCGUAACACCUGCCUGUUUCUCACACCAUUCACCACCUCCAGGGACGUGGUGCGAGGUGUCCGGAUGGGGUGCAAGCGACCCCAAGACACCCGACCAACUCUCCCCCGUUCUUCGUUCCGCCGCUGUGCCCCUUCUAUCUUUGGAAACGUGUCGCAAAGACGGGAUUUAUGGGGGUCGUCAGCAACCGAUUCUCGAUUCUAUGCUAUGCGCGGGACACCUUAGGGGAGGCAUAGACGCUUGUGGGGGUGAUUCUGGAGGACCGUUAGUUUGCGAACGGUACGGCAGAUACGAACUUAUAGGCAUCGUAUCCUGGGGUGAUGGAUGCGCGAAGAAAGAUAGACCUGGGGUGUACACGAGGGUGGCUAGUUUCGCGCCUUGGAUCAAGAGCUGCGCACAGAAGUUUGGGGUGGACCUCCAACUAUAGAAGAAACGAAGAAAGGUUCUAUGCGAGGUGCAGAGAGAAAUCGCAUUUUACCCAUAGACAAUCACUAAGUUCAACAUCUUGGACUGUGAUCAAAAACUGAAGAAUUCGAGUGUUUUAUAAAGCGUAACUAUAAUAUAAGAAACAA
Molecule: messenger RNA, 1400 nt
Organism: Coccinella septempunctata (seven-spotted ladybird)
Lineage: Eukaryota; Metazoa; Arthropoda; Insecta; Coleoptera; Coccinellidae
Product: trypsin-2-like
Exons: 2
Coding region: 350-1255 (301 amino acids)
Biological process (GO): proteolysis
Molecular function (GO): serine-type endopeptidase activity
Source: RefSeq, a predicted model, not a curated record